AUGGCCUCUAAAUCCCUUUACGCUAUCAUUGCUGGUGUCGGUCCUGGUACAGGUCGAUCCGUCGCUUUACGUUUCGCCCAAAAGUAUCCCGUAGUUCUCUUCGCCCGUCGCCCUGAGAGCUAUGAGAGCACUCUCGCAGAUGUCGAAAAGGCAGGCGGUAAAGCCAUCGGAAUCACUGCUGACGUGGCCGACCCAGCAUCUCUGAAGAAGGCAUUUGACGAUAUCAACAAGCAAUUCCCCGACAGUCAUCUCGCGGCAGCAGUUUAUAACGUCGGCAGCGGUGGGUUCGUCAGAAAGCCCUUCUUGGAACAGACAGAAAAGGAUCUCGACGCCAGCAUCGACGGCUCAAUCAGGUCAUUCUUUCACUUUGCACAGGCUACCAUUCCUCAUCUUUUGGAAGCGGUGCCAGAGUCCCACUACCCGCCUACUCUCAUCCUUACCGGUGCUACAGCUUCCAUCAAGGGAAGUCCGCAGUUCAGUACUUUUGCAGCAGGUAAAUGGGGACAACGCGCGAUGCACCAGUCACUGGCGAGAGAAUUUGGACCAAAGGGUGUUCAUAUAGCGCAUGCAGUAAUUGAUGGAGUGAUUGAUAUCCCGAGAACAAAGGAAUGGGCUGCAAAUGAUGGUAUUGAGGAUGGAAAGAUUAGUCCUGACGCGAUUGCCGAGGCAUACUGGAAUCUCCAUACACAGCAUCGAUCUGCUUUUACACAGGAGAUUGAUAUUCGACCCUAUGCUGAGAAGUGGUAA
Fusarium venenatum is the source of this 747-nucleotide messenger RNA. RefSeq lists its product as uncharacterized. The record is from RefSeq and is a predicted model, not a curated record. Lineage: Eukaryota; Fungi; Ascomycota; Sordariomycetes; Hypocreales; Nectriaceae.